Messenger RNA from Chironomus riparius, 1103 nucleotides. The record is from the annotation of a GenBank genome assembly. NCBI's taxonomy places the organism in Eukaryota, Metazoa, Arthropoda, Insecta, Diptera, Chironomidae.
AAAAUAGUAAAAACAUCAACUUGACAAUCCAAAAGCAUCCACACACCACAACAUCCCCAACACAAUCACAAACACAUUAAAAACAAUAAAAAUAAUCUCAACCAUGAUUCAUUCGCGAUAAGUUCAAGCUUCAAAGUUGUUUAAAAUAAUUUUCAAUCCGCAAAAUCAUCCCUAAAAUGGACUUAAUCUGCAGUUUUGAGCUGUACAUGUUCAACACAGGUGACACCUUCUACCAGUGCGUCAUUGAACAUCAAAAAAUCCCACAAAAUAAGAAGCUUAGAUUCAUUGGACUUCACAUGACUGGAAAAUCGGAUUUGGAUGUGACAUUUGUUGAGUUUCGUGACUGCAUUUGUCCGAGGAUCCCGCAGGGGCUGAAAAAUUAUUUCGAGAAUUUAAAGAUUCUUGGAUUUUACAACUCAAAAUUGAAGGAACUGGUGAAGGAUGACUUUGAGGAUUAUGAGGAUUUGGAGAGGUUCAUUUGUGAGAGAAAUUUAGUCAAGUUCCUGCCUGGUGACUUGUUUGAAGGCACCAAAAAAUUAAAAUACAUAAAAUUCUUCAACAACAACAUUGAAAUUAUCGAGCCGACCAUUUUGGACAGCCUUGAUAGCCUGAAAUACGCAAAUUUCAAAGAAUCCCAAAAUUAUCAUGAUUUUUAUGCUGAAGAUCCAAUUUAUGUCACAAAUUUAAAGCUUCAAGAGCUAAAAGAUUCAAUUUUCAACCGACUUUUUACUUUGGAUCAAGAAGUUUUAAGGAACUACGUCCAAAAAUUCCCAAAUCCAAAUGAAAUUCUAAAGAACUUUUGCCAAAAAGUUACAAAUUCCGAUUUAAAAAUGAAAAUUUUGGAAUUAAGGUUUGAUUUUUAUGACGAAUUGAGGUUGAAGGAAGCUGAGGAGCAUAAAAAGGAAAGUAAAGGUUUGAAGAUGCAGGUUGAGGAGUUGAUGGACAAUGAGGCUAAAUUGAGGCAAGCUAUCGAAGAAUUGAGAGACGACAAAGCAAGAAUUGAAGAUAAAUUGAACCUUAAAAUUGACAAUUUGACGAAUCAAGUUGAAUCAAAAAUGUUAAAAAUUAGAAUUAAUAAAAUUGAUAAAUAAUUUCAAAAAAAA